CGACUCUUGGAAGUGUAAAGGUUGCGGCCAAUCCACCUUGUCAAUCUACACGGCUCACUAUUUCGGUACCUUGAAAUAUAAUUGAUUGUCGACAAUGGCUACAAAAACAGGCCCUGCUCGCGCCCCAGCGAAGCCGCCUGCUGGUCUUCCGAACCAAACAUUAUAUUGUACCAACCUCCCAGACAAGCUUCGAAAAUAUGACCUCCGACUCGCCCUUUAUACACUUUUUUCCACAUAUGGCACCGUUCUCGACAUUGUGGCCAUGAAAACCGAAAAGAUGCGCGGCCAAGCCCACGUUGUUUUCAAAGAUAUCCAAGCAAGUACACAGGCAAUGCGUGCACUUCAAGGAUUCGAGUUUUUUGGGAAGCCAAUGAAAAUUGUCUACGCUAAGGGCAGUUCAGACGUUAUUGCCAGGCUUCGCGGAACUUAUGUCGCUCCUGCAACAGCUCCUGGUCAACUUCCGACUGUGUCAACGGAUCUUCAAAAAUCGAUUUUUAGCGGACCCCCUGGGGCAACCGCUUUGCCUCCAAAGCCUUCUGGUGAGCCCAACGGGACUGCUCAAGGAGUGAAGCGGCCACGCGAAGAUGAGAGUGAUGAAGGCGAAGCGCCGAUGGAUGAGGAAAGUGAUGUUCCAAUGGAGGCCUCCUCAGACGAGGAUUAG
Messenger RNA from Aspergillus nidulans FGSC A4, 661 nucleotides. Its product is annotated as U2 snRNP complex subunit MSL1. NCBI's taxonomy places the organism in Eukaryota, Fungi, Ascomycota, Eurotiomycetes, Eurotiales, Aspergillaceae. The transcript is spliced from 3 exons. The record is from RefSeq and is a predicted model, not a curated record. Gene Ontology annotation, molecular function: nucleic acid binding; RNA binding. Bases 95 to 661 code for a protein of 188 amino acids.